This is a messenger RNA of Hordeum vulgare subsp. vulgare (domesticated barley), 2511 nucleotides long. Its product is annotated as pentatricopeptide repeat-containing protein At1g18485-like. The transcript has a single exon. Lineage: Eukaryota; Viridiplantae; Streptophyta; Magnoliopsida; Poales; Poaceae. The coding region runs from base 1 to 2337 and encodes 778 amino acids. Gene Ontology annotation, biological process: RNA modification. Gene Ontology annotation, molecular function: protein binding; RNA binding. The record is from RefSeq and is a predicted model, not a curated record.
AUGCAGCCGCGCGCUCCCGCCGAGCGCUCGACAGCCGCGGUCCUGCACGCGCACGUCCUCCACCUCCACCAAUGCGGCGGCGCCGGCAACCUCCUCCGCCGCGCGCACGCGGCCGCCCUGACAUCCGGCGCGCUCGCCGCGUCCCUGCCCCUCGCCGGCGCGCUCAUCCUCUCCUACGCCGCGGUCGCCGACCUGCCCUCCUCCCGCCGCCUCCUCCUCCACCACCCGCUCCGCCUCCGCUCCGCCUUCCUCUGGAACUCCCUCUCCCGCGCGCUCUCCUCGGCCUCCCUCCCCGCCGAGGCCCUGCGGGUCUACAACCUCAUGCUCCGCUCCGCCGUCAGCCCGGACGACCGCACCUUCCCCUUCGCCCUCCACGCCGCCGCGGCCGCCGCUGCCGCGCACGCGGCCAAGGGCCUCGAGCUCCACGCCGCCGCGAUCCGAACCGGCCACCUGUCCGACGUCUUCGCGGGCAACACGCUCGUCUCUUUCUACGCUGCCUGUGGCUCCGCCCGUGACGCGCGCAGGGCGUUCGAUGAAAUGCCCGCCCGGGACGUCGUCUCGUGGAACUCCCUCGUCUCUGCGUUCUUGGCCAACAGGAUGUUCGAUGACGCGAGGCGCGCAUUGGUCAGUAUGAUGGGGAGCGGGGUCCCUGUGAGCGUGGCAAGCUUGGUCUCGGUUCUGCCUGCCUGUGGCGUGGAGCAGGAGCAGGGGUUUGGGUUGGCUGUGCAUGGACUCGCGCUGAAGACUGGGCUGGUCACCGUGCUCAAUCUUGGAAAUGCAUUGGUUGAUAUGUACGGGAAAUUUUGUCAAGUGGAGGCAUCGAUGCAGGUGUUCGAUGUAAUGCCAGAGAGAAAUGAGGUUUCUUGGAAUUCUGCCAUAGGUUGUUUUCUUAAUUCAGGGCUUUAUGGAGAUGUGCUGGCCAUGUUUAGGGAAAUGUCAGAGCGUGGAGUUACGCCAGGGUCUAUCACAUUAUCAAGUUUGCUACCUGCUUUGGUUGAGCUUGGUUAUUUUGAUCUGGGGAGGGAGGUACAUGGGUAUAGUAUAAAGAGAGCAAUGGACUCUGAUAUUUUUGUUGCCAAUUCACUUGUGGAUAUGUAUGCCAAACUUGGAUCUCUGGACAAAGCCUGCACUGUCUUUGAAAAGAUUGAGGUACCCAAUGUGGUGUCAUGGAAUGCAAUGAUCGCUAAUCUUGUGCAAAAUGGAGCUGAGACUGAGGCAUUCCGUCUUGUUAUCAAGAUGCAAAAGGAUGGGGAACGGCCAAAUUCAAUAACUCUGGUGAAUGUACUUCCAGCUUGUUCAAGGAUGUCCUCUCUAAAGAUAGGGAAACAGAUCCAUGCAUGGUCGAUCCGUACAGGAUUAGUAUUUGACUUGUUCAUAUCGAAUGCUCUGAUCGAUAUGUACGCGAAGUGCGGGCAGCUGAGCUUGGCGCAAAAUAUUUUUGACUUGUCAGAGAAGGAUGAUGUGUCAUACAACGCGUUGCUUCUGGGUUAUUCUCAGAGUCCAUGGAGUUUUGAAUCUCUUAAUCUAUUUAAGGAGAUAAGGUCUGUGGGAAUCGAGUAUGAUGCUAUUUCUUUCAUGGGUGCUCUGACUGCAUGUACCAAUUUAUGUGCAUUUAAACAAGGGAAAGAAAUUCAUGGUGUUUUAGUAAGGAGAUUGCAAAGUAAUCAUCCCUUUCUGGCUAAUUCACUGCUAGGUUUGUAUACUAAAGGUGGAAUGCUUGAUACUGCAACAAAGAUCUUCAAUAGGAUUACAGAGAAGGAUGUUGCUUCAUGGAAUACCAUGAUCAUGGGAUAUGGAAUGCACGGCCAAAUUGAUGUUGCUUUCCAUUUGUUUGAUCUGAUGAAGGACGAUGGUGUUGACUAUGAUCAUGUCUCUUACAUUGCAGUGCUGUCGGCAUGCAGCCAUGGUGGGCUUGUUGAGAAAGGAAAACAGUACUUCAGUCAAAUGCGUGCCCAAAAUUUAGAGCCACAACAAAUGCAUUAUGCUUGUAUGGUUGAUCUUCUUGGGCGUACUGGACAACUGACUGAAUCUGUUGAACUAAUCCUAGACAUGCCUUUUCAUGCCAAUUCCGAUGUGUGGGGAGCACUGCUUGGGGCUUGCAGAAUACAUGGAAACCUUGAAGUAGCACAAUAUGCAGCAGAACAUUUGUUUGAGUUGAAGCCAGAGCAUUCGGGUUACUACACACUGCUGAUAAACAUGUAUGCUGAGGCUGCUAGGUGGAAUGAAGCAAACAAGAUCAGGAAAUUAAUGAAAUCCAGGAAGGUACAGAAAAACCCAGCCUAUAGCUGGGUACAGAGUGGCGACAAGCUACAAGCUUUUCUUGUGGGGGACGGUUAGCUCCGCUGCGAUAAGUUUAAAUUGACUGGCAAUGUAACAGAUGGUGCACAGAUGGAGUCUUCCACUACGAAUGAAAUGUAUAUAGCACUAUAAUAUUGCUUGUUCAACAAAUCUGAUAAGUGUUGUCGCUGUAAUAGUGAAGGAAUGCGAUGAGGAGUGCACUGACUUUUAGAA